Molecule: messenger RNA, 1340 nt
Organism: Erigeron canadensis
Lineage: Eukaryota; Viridiplantae; Streptophyta; Magnoliopsida; Asterales; Asteraceae
Product: transcription factor VIP1-like
Exons: 4
Coding region: 5-1093 (362 amino acids)
Biological process (GO): regulation of DNA-templated transcription
Cellular component (GO): nucleus
Molecular function (GO): DNA-binding transcription factor activity
Source: RefSeq, a predicted model, not a curated record
ACAAAUGCAACGCAUACCACAUGGCAAACCCCAUUUCCAAACAUCACUACAACAUCCCAAAACUCAGUUCCAAAAUUUUGACCAUCUAACCAACCAACCAACCAAACCCUUAUAUGAUAUGAUGGACUCAAAGUUCGCCGGAGGAACCUCGUCAAACAACAGCAUGUCGGAAACUACCACAGACCACCAUCAUCUUCCCCUUCGUGGGCCCCACCACCGCCGCGCCCAAUCAGAGACAUUUUUCAGAUACCCCGUAGAAGAAGAAGAUGACAUCCUCUUAGACGACGUCGUUGCAGACUUCAAUUUCGCAAGUCUUGACCUCCCAUCACUUUCAUCUGACCCUGAACCACCAUCUCAAUCUGAAUCGUCGGAAGUCAACGCUGGUCAAUCUAAGAAGAAGAGGCAGGUGGGUUAUGGGUCGACCCAUCAACAUCUAAGAAGUCUUUCAGUCGGGUCCGAUUUUUUUGAUGAGUUUAGUCCUGUUGAGAGUGACAAGGAUGGUUUUAGAGCGCAUAAACGAGGUGGGUCGGUUGAUGAAACGACGUCGUUUGAUGGCACAGGAAUUGGGGAUUCUGUGUUGAUGAUGGUUGAUAAUUCCAAGAAAGCACUUGGCCCUGAUAAGUUGGCUGAGCUUUCUUUAAUCGAUCCGAAAAGAGCUAAAAGGAUUCUUGCAAAUAGACAGUCUGCCGCUCGAUCAAAGGAACGCAAAACAAGAUAUACUAGCGAGUUGGAGAAGAAAGUGCAUACCCUUCAGAAUGAAGCAACAACUCUUUCUGCAGAAGUCACGAAGCUACAGCGUGAUACUACUGGCUUAACAUCUGAAAACAAGGAGCUCAAACUCCGGUUAGAAGCAUUGGAACAGCAUGCCCACCUUAGAGAUGCUUUGAAUGAAGCACUAAAAGAGGAAGUGAAUCGUCUUAAAAUUGAAGCAGGUCAACUGCCACUCCAUAACGGGAUGAACUAUAAUGCUCCAUUACCACCUCAAUAUUCAUCACACCGCCAACAACUCCAUCACUUUGCUAAUCCGAAUGCCCAAAUGCCUAACUCAAAUGCGAAGGGCGGCCUCAAACCUAGCUUCAUGGACUUUAAUUAAAUGGUCAAAACAAGCACAAUGUAGGAAUGGUUAUGCGUCAUCUUGUAGAUAAGUAUGGGAUGUGGGGAAUGUAUACAAAGUGGCUGUUUUUAUAAGUUCUAUCCAUUGUGAAAAUGUUAUGGCUAUGUUAUUGUUAUAGGGUAGAUAUUACUUAAUAGGAAUGUUAUAGAUUCACAAUGUAAAUCUGAUGAUGUAGCGACUCUUAUUUCCGUAUUUAUGAACCAUACUGUGCUGUGUUGGAUAAAAA